Messenger RNA from Epinephelus lanceolatus (giant grouper), 2167 nucleotides. RefSeq names its product coenzyme Q2 4-hydroxybenzoate polyprenyltransferase (gene coq2). The record is from RefSeq and is a predicted model, not a curated record. Gene Ontology annotation, cellular component: mitochondrial inner membrane. Gene Ontology annotation, molecular function: 4-hydroxybenzoate polyprenyltransferase activity. Lineage: Eukaryota; Metazoa; Chordata; Actinopteri; Perciformes; Serranidae. Gene Ontology annotation, biological process: ubiquinone biosynthetic process.
GGGCGGACCAUAACAGGAAGGCGCAACAGCGGUGCAGCAGUGACCUGACAGUCACCUGCUUCUUUUAAAAUUUACAUUUCUGUCUACUGUAACUCACAGUAGGGAAAAAGGAUAAUGCCAGUCUGACCUCAGAGAAACACCAUGCUGCCAGCCAAGCUGACCAGUCAGUUAACCCUGAAUGUCCUGAGGAGGAUUCACUAUGGAGCUUCUUACCCCUGCCUGUACUCCUUGUCUAACGGCCUCAUUCACAUGGACAGAAAAAGGACGAGAGAUGUGAGUCUCCACUCAGACUCCAGUGUGUUGAGGAGAGUGUUUUACAGCCAGAGUGCUAUCCGCCCAUCACUCAGACUACGUGAAACACAGAACAAUGGGAGAAGAUCAUUCAGUUUAUCUGCUGCUACAAUUGUGAAUUCAGCACCAUCACCUGUUCAGCCAUACCUGCGAUUGAUGAGGCUGGACAAACCUAUUGGAACAUGGCUGCUCUACCUCCCGUGUACAUGGAGCAUAGCUCUGGCUGCCGACCCCGGAUGCCUCCCUCAUCUGGGCAUGCUCACCCUGUUUGGUACAGGUGCUCUGAUGAUGAGAGGAGCAGGCUGCACCAUCAAUGACAUGUGGGAUAGAGACUUUGACAAAAAGGUGUCCAGGACGGCCACACGACCCAUUGCAUCAGGAGAGAUUUCUCGGUCACAGGCACUAGCCUUCUUAGGAGGGCAACUCUCUCUGGCACUCGGGGUUCUCUUGUGUCUCAACUAUUACAGCAUCGCGUUGGGUGCAGCUUCAUUAUCUCUUGUUGUCACCUACCCGCUGAUGAAGAGAUUCACUUACUGGCCACAGUUUGUGUUGGGCCUCACUUUCAACUGGGGAGCGCUGCUCGGCUGGUCCGCUAUCAAGGGCUCCUGUGAUUGGUCCGUGUGCCUCCCACUGUAUUUCUCUGGAGUGAUGUGGACGCUGAUAUAUGACACAAUAUAUGCACAUCAGGAUAAGGAGGACGACGUCAAGGUAGGAGUCAAAUCCACUGCGCUGAGGUUCCAGGAGCAAACCAAACCUUGGCUGAGUGGCUUCACGGUGGCCAUGAUGUCUGGACUGGUACUAGCCGGAGUCAAUACUGAACAGACUCUGCCUUACUACACUGUACUGUCCGCAGUGGCCAUUCACCUAACGCAUCAGAUUUACACAUUGGACAUUAACAAACCAGAGGACUGCUGGAAGAAAUUUGUCUCGAACAGAAACCUUGGACUGUUGUUAUUUUUAGGCAUCGUUGCAGGCAAUCUGUGGAAAGAGAGAAGAGAGACUUUGCUGCAGAAUGAGGAAGAAAUCAGAUAAGUGAAAUAACCAGAACAAAUAGUAUUUUUAUUGUAUUUACAGUACAUCGCAUGCAGUGUCACUCAGCAGGGGUGCACAUCACAGGUUUCAUUGCAGUACAAUAUUAUAUCAAUUCUUUGGACUAAUGAUAUGUUAUCUGCAGAUAAUCACAUAGUCUGCAGCGGUACAAUUUCAAUUCGAGCCUGCGAUUGAUAUGAAAUGAAAUCAGUAAAUAUCCUGUUGUAUCUUUCUGUGCUGCUUGCCAUUGUCUGCUCGGUGCUGGACCACUUGCACUAUUUGAAUGUCCAGGAAAAAGGUAUGAUCAGGCAGAUACGGUUACACAAACAUGCUAUGGUAAUUUAAAAAUAAAUAUGGUGACACAUGUUGGUUUUUUUAGACAAUCUUUUUUAUUGCGUUUUUUUAACAGUAACAUUUCAACAAAGAAAAUAAGUAUAUUAUCCCCAACACUGGCGAGGAAAAUAAAAUGAAAUUGAAUAAAUAAGUAAUUAAUAUGGUGAUAUAUGUAUCAAUGUUUUCACUUUGCAUCGAUAAUAAUGGAUUUUUAAUCAAUGUAUCAUCACACCCUGACCGUUUUAUAGAUUACUAUUGGUUUUUUAUGGCUGGUGAGUGAGGCCAAUCUACCAGCCACUUGCAUAUUUUAAUAGCAUUUGGCUAGUUCCACUCCAAACAAAGCUCUAUGAGAGAGCAAAUAGAUGUACUACAAGCUGUGUGAUUUUUACCCACACAAUUAAGUUAUUUGAUAUAUUUCUUUACUUAUAAAAUGUAUUUUUACAGAUGUUAAUUUAAAAAAUCACUUUCAAUGGUUUUGUUGUAAACUGAUGAAUAAAAUACCUCCUGGUACCUA